Molecule: messenger RNA, 636 nt
Organism: Frieseomelitta varia
Lineage: Eukaryota; Metazoa; Arthropoda; Insecta; Hymenoptera; Apidae
Gene: ND-13B
Product: NADH dehydrogenase [ubiquinone] 1 alpha subcomplex subunit 5
Exons: 3
Coding region: 133-489 (118 amino acids)
Biological process (GO): respiratory electron transport chain
Source: RefSeq, a predicted model, not a curated record
UCAUCGAGAUAGCGGUGGUGCAGUAAUACAGUGUUACCACUACAGAAAAUAGGUUAUACGGUUUUCUAGGUUGGGUUAAAUUGGAAGCUGACCACUUAGUCUUUAUUUGAAGUAGAUCGUGCAUGCACGAUUAUGGCAAAAGUACUGAAAAAGACUACGGGAUUAACAGGAAUUGCUGUGUGUGAACAUCCUCGCGAGCGACUUCGUUUAAUAUACGAUAGAAUUUUGCGAGUUGCUGAUAAUUUUCCAAAAGAUUAUGUUUACAGGAAAGCCGUUGAAGAUUUGGCUAAAGAAAGGAAAAAUAUUGUAGAACAGAAUGAAGACGUUGCUGUUAUAGAACAAAAGAUAGGACAAGGACAAAUAGAAGAAGUAAUAAUUAGCGCGAGAGGCGAACUGUCUUUAAUGCAAGAUAUGUUAAAUCAAAAACCAUGGGAAAAUUUAAUGGAACAAGCUCCACCGAAUCAAUGGACUUGGCCACCUCAUAAGUAAUUUUAGUUACCUUUCAAAUAUAUAGCGAGUAUUUAAAUAAGCAAAUGCUUAUCGACGUUAAUGUAAUUUAACGUUAAAAACGUAAUUUAACCAAAUUUAACGUUAAUGUAAUUUAACGUUUAAUAAAGGUUAAAAUAUCAUAGAUUA